Cokeromyces recurvatus is the source of this 589-nucleotide messenger RNA. RefSeq names its product ubiquitin-conjugating enzyme E2 W. Lineage: Eukaryota; Fungi; Mucoromycota; Mucoromycetes; Mucorales; Mucoraceae. The record is from RefSeq and is a predicted model, not a curated record. The coding region runs from base 83 to 532 and encodes 149 amino acids. The transcript is spliced from 8 exons.
UUUUUUUUUUCUUUCUCUCUUUCUUUCUUGUGUUUCCUCAUUCAUAUAAAUAUCUAUAUUAACUUGCUUAGAAUACUUUAUAAUGGCGUCUAUCUAUACAAAAAGACUCACUAAAGAAUUAAAAGAUCUAAAUAAAAAUCCACCAGAAGGUGUUAUUAUAGAAGAAGCAGAUAACCUAAAAAGCUGGAGACUUUGCUUAAUUGGUGCAGCAGGUACUAUUUACGAGGGAGAAAAGUUUAAACUAGAGUUUCGAUUCCCCCCGCAAUAUCCAUUAGAAGCACCUGAAGUUAUUUUUAUACAACCUUAUGUACCUGUUCAUCCACAGAUAUAUUCAAAUGGACACAUCUGUUUGAAUAUUCUUUAUAAGGACUGGUCGCCUGUCCAGACAGUUGCUCAUGUAUGCUUGUCUAUUAUAUCCAUGAUUUCUAGCUGUACAAAAAAGGAACUUCCACCAGAUAAUGAUUUAUACGUUAAAAGUGCAUCUACUUCACCUAAAAAAACUUCUUGGGCUUUUCAUGAUGAUACAGUGUAAAAAAAGAGCAAUUAUCUAAGUGGGAAAUAUACGAAUAAUAAUAAUAAUAAUAAUAAU